AUGUCAUUACUGUCACCACAACCAGAUCCAUACAAGAUUCAGCCGAGCAAUAUCACUGAAGUCACAAUGUUUACAUUGCUUGGCUUCACGGAUGAUUUUGAGCUUCAAGUGUAUCUCUUUUUAAUAUUUCUUACAGUGUAUAUUUUUACUCUGGUAGGAAAUUUGGGACUAGUUUUAUUAGUCAGGGUAGAUUCCAGACUACACAACCCUAUGUACUAUUUUCUGAGUGCAUUAUCUUCUGUAGAUGCUUGCUUUUCUUCAGUUGUCACCCCAAAAAUGUUGGUCAAUUUCCUAGCAGAGAAUAAAGGCAUUUCAUUCCUUGGGUGUGCUACACAGAUGUGGCUCUUUGUCACUUUUGGGAGCACAGAAUGCUUCCUCUUGGCAGCCAUGGCGUAUGAUCGCUAUGUAGCAAUCUACAACCCACUUCUGUAUUCAGUUAACAUGUCAUCCAGAGUCUAUGUGCCACUCAUCACUGCUUCUUACGUUGUUGGUAUAUUAAAUGCUACUUUACAUACUGUAGCAACUUUUCACCUCUCCUUCUGUGCAUCCAAUGAAAUUAGACAUUUCUUUUGUGAUAUCCCUCCAAUCCUUGCAAUCUCCUGUUCUGACACUCAUGUCAAUGAGCUUCUACUCUUCUGCGUUGUAGGUUCUUUGGAGAUAUUCACUAUCCUGAUUGUCCUGAUCUCCUAUGGUUUCAUUUUGUUGGCCAUUCUGAGGAUACAUUCUGCUGAAGGGAGGAAAAAAGUGUUUUCCACUUGUGGCUCUCACUUAACUGGGGUGUCAAUUUACCAUGGAACAAUCCUCUUCACGUAUGUGAGACCAACUGCUAGCUAUGCUUUGGAUGAUGACAUGAUAGUGUCUGUAUUUUACACCGUUGUGAUUCCCAUGUUGAAUCCCAUCAUCUACAGCUUGAGGAACACGGAUGUAAAAGAAGCAAUGAAAAAACUGUUUAAGAGAAAUUGGUCUAUAAAUAGAUUUCAUUGUUAG
Molecule: messenger RNA, 987 nt
Organism: Orycteropus afer afer
Lineage: Eukaryota; Metazoa; Chordata; Mammalia; Tubulidentata; Orycteropodidae
Source: RefSeq, a predicted model, not a curated record